This is a messenger RNA of Phanerochaete carnosa HHB-10118-sp, 2636 nucleotides long. RefSeq lists its product as uncharacterized. The record is from RefSeq and is a predicted model, not a curated record. The transcript has 9 exons. Lineage: Eukaryota; Fungi; Basidiomycota; Agaricomycetes; Polyporales; Phanerochaetaceae. The coding region runs from base 32 to 2335 and encodes 767 amino acids. Gene Ontology annotation, biological process: glutathione metabolic process. Gene Ontology annotation, cellular component: cytosol. Gene Ontology annotation, molecular function: 5-oxoprolinase (ATP-hydrolyzing) activity.
CGGUCGCAACCUUGGCCAUUAGGCGACGAUUAUGCCGGCGGUACCACCAGAUAGAUCUAUUCGCAUCUGCGCGGACAGAGGUGGCACCUUCUGCGAUGUUUAUGCGUCAUAUCCAGACCCAGAGAACCCCGGGCAGAUCAAGGAGAUCGUCGUAAAACUACUAUCGCAAGAUGCUGGGAAUUACAAGGAUGCCCCAACCGAAGGUAUCAGGCGAGUGCUUGAGACUGCGACUGGGGAAGGGUACCCCAAAGGCUCUGUUCUGAAGACUGACAAGAUUGAUUACAUCCGGCUGUCGACUACGGUUGCAACAAAUGCAUUGCUCGAGCGUAAAGGGGAGAAGCAUGCGUUACUCAUCACCAAGGGCUUCCGCGAUCUGCUGCUGAUCGGGAACCAGUCUCGUCCCAAAAUCUUCGACCUCAACAUCCGGCGACCACCACCACUCUACUCUACCGUGAUCGAGGUCGACGAGCGCGUGACGCUGGUAGGAUACACGAGCGAUCCGAAGGCCGAGGAGCAUGCCGUGCAGUUCGACAAAGACGGAAAGGUCACGCGCGGGUACAGAGGCAAGGGAUGGGACGGCGAAGGCUUGGCAGAUGGCCCCGGAGAGGUUGUUCAAGGGUUGAGCGGCGAAGCGGUCAGGAUCAUGAAGAAGCCUGACCUCGACGCAAUAAGAAAAGACCUGCAGAAACUCUAUGACGAAGGCUACCGGUCGCUCGCAGCCGUACUCUGCCACUCCUACACAUACCCGGAGCACGAACUCGCAGUGGGCGAAGUGGCGAAAUCAAUCGGCUUCAAGCAGAUUUCUCUCUCUUCACAGCUACUUCCCAUGAUCAAGAUGGUCCCGCGUGGCGUGUCGUCGACGGCGGACGCGUACUUGACCCCAAUCCUGAAAAUCUACCUGGAUGGUUUCUUCAGCGGUUUCGACGAGAAGCUCAAGGACGGCCGCCUGCGUAGCCCGCGUGUCGAAUUCAUGGGCAGUGACGGCGGUCUCGUGGACCUCAACAACUUCUCAGGGCUUAAGAGCAUCCUGAGUGGGCCGGCGGGUGGUGUUGUCGGACACGCACUGACAAGCUGGGACCCGGACCGCAAGCACCCUGUCAUUGGGUUGGAUGUCGGCGGCACUUCGACCGACGUCUCGCGCUUCGACGGGCGAUACGAGGUCGUGUACGAAACCACAACAGCGGGCGUGACGAUCCAGUCUCCACAGCUGGAUAUCAACACCGUCGCCGCCGGGGGCGGGUCUUGUCUGACGUUCCAGAGCGGUCUCUUCCGUGCGGGGCCACACAGUGCAGGUGCCGAUCCCGGCCCCGCCUGCUACCGGAAAGGCGGGCCACUCGCUGUGACCGACGCCAAUCUCAUCCUCGGACGGCUCGUCCCCCGGUAUUUCCCGAAGAUCUUUGGCAAAAACGCGGACGAACCUCUUGACGCGCAAGCAUCGUUGACGAAGUUCGAGGAACUUGCGAAGGAAAUCAACGCGACAUACGACAAGGGGCUUGACCUCGACGAGGUUGUGUAUGGCUUCAUCAAAGUCGCGAAUGAGACAAUGUGCCGUCCAAUCCGAGCCCUUACUGAGGCACGAGGAUAUGCUCUGCACAAGCACGUCCUUGCGAGUUUUGGUGGAGCCGGGGGCCAGCACGCCUGCGAGAUUGCCAAGCUACUCGGCAUUAAGACAAUCCUUAUCCACCGAUACAGUUCCAUUCUGUCCGCCUACGGCCUCGCUCUAGCCGACCGUGCCUUCGAACUGCAGGAACCAUCUUCAACGUUCUACACGGCCCAGAACCGUCCGACGCUCAAGGCACGGCUCGACAAACUGGAUGCGGACGUGCGCGCGGAGCUCAAGCGGCAGGGCUUCGAAGGCGAGCACGUGCACACGGAGCGGAUGCUGAACAUGCGGUUCGAGGGCACGGACACGGCGCUGAUGGUGCUGCCCGCGGACGAGGACGGCGAUGGGCAGGAGGACUUCGAGGCCGCGUUCCGGCGGGUGUACAAGGCCGAGUUCGGGUUCCUGCUCGAGACGAAGACGGUCACCGUCGACGACGUCAAGGUGCGCGGCAUCGGCAAGACGUUCGACAAGCUUGGCGAGUCUGUGUAUGCCGAGCUCGAGAAGCUCGAGACGCGCCCCGUCGACCGCGCGAAGGCGGACACGACGCACAGCACGUACUUCGACGGCGUCGGACGCGUAGAGGACACUCCGGUCUUCCUGUUCUCGUCUCUACACACCGGUGACACCCUCGAAGGCCCGGCGAUGAUCAUUGACGACACACAGACGAUUGUGCUGAUACCUGGCGCGAAGGCGACCUUGACCAGCAAACACUUGUACAUCACUGUGGAGUAGGGUAGUCGACAGUUCGAGUGGACGGAAAAGAACUAUGGAUGUAUCAAUAUGCCAUACGCACUGCGAAAGAAUGUAACGCUAAGACCGGCUGUUGUUGUCUGCAGUGUCAUCUUCCAAGUAUGAUCUGUGUUUCCGAGGUGUUUACUGCAGAAGACAUGUAAACACUGACCAUUGGGGCACAUCGACUUUCUUCCGAGCAUUAUGUCUAGUACAGCCCACAAAAUCAAGCUUCCAACUUCUACUCAUCGUCAUAGCCAGUUACUGGCACUCUUGGUCGAUUCGGGACUAUUAGGAAGGCAAC